AUGAAUAUUUAUAAUGCAAUAUUUCAAUUAAAAGAAUAUCCCAAAAUAAAUAGUUGCAUUUUUUAUUCGAUUAAGCUUCUUCAUAUAAGUUCAAUAUGUAAAAAUAGGAAAAGUUUAAAAUACUUAGAUUGUAUCAAAAAUAAUUCAUUAGUAAAUAAAGAAAAAAAAAAGGAAGAAUCUGUUGAUAAAAAUUUAAGUAUAGAAAUAAAAAAAAAUUCCGAUUUUGUUCAGUAUGUUUUUAAAUGGGGAAUAGGAAAUAAAUUUCGUUCUGAUCCAGAGAAUAGAUUUCACCCUGUCCACCUAAGUCGUUCGAAAGAAGUAACUAUUAGAAAAAAUUAUUUUGAUUCUGUUAAUGAAAAUAUAAAGUAUGAAGAACUAAAUGAGCAAUGGGAAGUUUUUUGGUAUGAAAAUAACAAAUUAAAUGCAAAACCAUUUCCAAUUAAAAAAUAUGGAAUAGAAGCAGCGAAAAAAGAAGCAAUUAAAUUUUAUGAAUCUUUAAAAAUUAAUAAUCGUACAAAUGAAAAGCCUAAAUAUGAAUCAGGAGUAGAGGGUGUUCACUAUGAUGUAAUAACUAAUUGCUGGGUAUCUUUUUAUAGAUUAAAUAAUUUUCCUGUAUGUAGAUCCUUUUCAGCUGAAUAUCAUGGAUUCGAAACAGCUAAAAAAAUGGCAAUAGAAAGGGUUAAAAGAUAUCAAAAAUGA
Messenger RNA from Plasmodium relictum, 699 nucleotides. RefSeq names its product transcription factor with AP2 domain(s), putative (gene ApiAP2). Bases 1 to 699 code for a protein of 232 amino acids. NCBI's taxonomy places the organism in Eukaryota, Apicomplexa, Aconoidasida, Haemosporida, Plasmodiidae. Gene Ontology annotation, biological process: regulation of DNA-templated transcription. The transcript has 4 exons. The record is from RefSeq and is a predicted model, not a curated record. Gene Ontology annotation, molecular function: DNA-binding transcription factor activity.